AUGCAUAAUCAGAAGCUGGGUAAAAAAGAUGAUUUUCUACAUUGCAUCGACAAAGGUGAUGUUCCACAAUCUACGCUUCAUAUUGACCAUUUGGGUACAUUGGAUGCGACAUCAAAGAGCUACAAAUAUAUUUUUGCUGUCGUGGAUGGUUUUUCCAAAUAUACUUGGAUAUAUCCUACUAAAACUACAGAAACACAAGAAGUUGUAAGACACCUUGAGUCAUGGGUGACAAUUUUCGGCAGUCCGCAGCGUAUAAUAAGCGAUAAGGGUACAGCUUAUACUUCCAAAAUGUUUAAAGAAUUUUGUAGCAAAUAUAAAAUCGAGCAUGUCGAGAUAACAGCGGGCGUACCAAGGAGUAACGGUCAGCAACAGAACCGGACAAGUGGUAUAAGUACACGUCACAAGUACAGCGGGCCAUUAAUUCUCACAUUCACGAUUCGACAAAAUUUACACCAUUUGAAAUUGUAUUCGGUGUGA
Messenger RNA from Bactrocera neohumeralis, 477 nucleotides. RefSeq lists its product as uncharacterized. The transcript has a single exon. Lineage: Eukaryota; Metazoa; Arthropoda; Insecta; Diptera; Tephritidae. Gene Ontology annotation, biological process: DNA integration. The record is from RefSeq and is a predicted model, not a curated record. Gene Ontology annotation, molecular function: nucleic acid binding. The coding region runs from base 1 to 477 and encodes 158 amino acids.